This is a messenger RNA of Strongylocentrotus purpuratus (purple sea urchin), 1063 nucleotides long. Its product is annotated as astrocytic phosphoprotein PEA-15. Lineage: Eukaryota; Metazoa; Echinodermata; Echinoidea; Camarodonta; Strongylocentrotidae. The transcript is spliced from 4 exons. Gene Ontology annotation, biological process: MAPK cascade; regulation of apoptotic process. Bases 237 to 674 code for a protein of 145 amino acids. Gene Ontology annotation, molecular function: protein binding. The record is from RefSeq and is a predicted model, not a curated record.
UGAGACUAUGAGGACGGUCGCAUAGAAUACUGUGUUUUCACUAACGCCCACCCAUCCAGUGUAUAUAGCCUACGUGUUUAUGGGGAAACAGACACAGGGCGAGCACUAACGGCUAGGACUGGGACAAAUACUCGAGUGGCGUGAAUUAAUGAUCAGCUGUGCUUUGUGAUCGUGCUUGUGAUUUGAAACGACAGAUCCUAACCUUUCAUCUUAUUACAUGAUCCCGUGCUCUCGACAUGACCAUUGAAGAGGAUUUCGAUAAUUUCAUGAAACAACUCGGAGAGAGCAUCUCAGAAGAAGAAUUGAAAGCUCUCACGGCAGCUUGCCAAGACGUCAUCCCAAAUGAAGCGAGGGAGAAGAUCAAGAAACAGAGGGAUCUCUUCAGCUACCUUCAAAAGAUUGAUCAGCUCAGUCAAGAUAACUUAUAUUAUCUAGAGCACGCUCUGGAGAAGAUUUGUCGACCGGACCUGGUAACCAUGGUGAUGGAUUUUCGAGACAGCGCUCCCUCCAGCCAAGAUCUAAGCAAUGUCAUCUCCGGACCGGCAAGAAAAUACAAAGAAAUGAACAAGGAAACGGGAGAAGUUCCGGAGGAGGUGCUUACAGGGUUAGCUAAGAUUGAACUAGCCCCACCCCCUUUGAAUGCAGACCGACGGAAAGGGAGAGAUACGAGAUAAAUGGACCACGAUACCAAAAAACGUCAAACAGAAGAACAAAAUGUUAAUAUAACUGUACAAUUAUGAUUAUUGGAAAUCUUUUUUUAUAUUGAUAUUAUAUCGAGAGUGUUUUAUUAUUGUAAGUAGUAUAUUAAUGUUUGUAAUUGAAUAUUUAUAGGAUCUUGCCCUUGUACUACACUGGAAUCGAACCAAAACUAGCCGCACCAGGGUCCCAGGGUCCAGUGCCGCACCUGGAUACUUAUUUGCAACGCUGCACCAUGUAUACAGCAUGUGCACUCUAUAUGUGAACUUGUUGCUGCCUGAUUUGCAUUAAAAAAUAAAAAAAACGUGUACCCUUUGUUUCCAGAGGUACUAUAUAUUUAUUAUCUUUUCAUUUACAAGAUGAUCCU